Molecule: messenger RNA, 600 nt
Organism: Penicillium nucicola
Lineage: Eukaryota; Fungi; Ascomycota; Eurotiomycetes; Eurotiales; Aspergillaceae
Exons: 3
Coding region: 1-600 (199 amino acids)
Biological process (GO): mitochondrial tryptophanyl-tRNA aminoacylation
Cellular component (GO): mitochondrion; mitochondrial matrix
Molecular function (GO): ATP binding; tryptophan-tRNA ligase activity
Source: RefSeq, a predicted model, not a curated record
AUGCGUGCCAAUGCAAUUCGUCAUGGAUGUACCCUCUUUAGGUCCCCAGGUGUGAAACAUAGUCGUGUCCCAAACGGGCUUUCCCUUCUCUCAAGGAGAUGUCACCGAUGGAACAGCUCAAGCACCAAACCACCAGUCAAAGAGCCUGUUAUUUUUUCUGGAAUCCAGCCAACUGGAGUUCCACAUCUGGGCAAUUACCUAGGAGCCCUCAACGAAUGGGUGAAACUCCAGCAAAACGCAUCCGAGGGAACCAAGCUGCUUUUCUCUAUUGUUGACCUGCAUGCGUUGACGGUACCACAAGACGCAGCCCAACUGAAGAAAUGGAGGAAAGAGGCGUUUGCAACAUUACUUGCCGUGGGAUUGGACCCUAAGCGCUCUACGAUAUUCUACCAGUCUGCUGUACCGGCUCACACAGAGUUAAUGUGGAUUUUAAGCACGGUGGCUUCUAUGGGAUACCUGUCGCGUAUGACACAGUGGAAGACCAAACUACAGCUGCCAGAAGAUGCCACGCUUGACGAUCAGACAGCACGAGCCCAGCUGCGACUUGGACUUUUCUCGUAUCCGGUGCUUCAGGCUGCCGAUAUUCUCAUACAUAAGUAG